Molecule: messenger RNA, 2939 nt
Organism: Austrofundulus limnaeus
Lineage: Eukaryota; Metazoa; Chordata; Actinopteri; Cyprinodontiformes; Rivulidae
Gene: cyp21a2
Product: cytochrome P450, family 21, subfamily A, polypeptide 2
Exons: 12
Coding region: 224-1792 (522 amino acids)
Biological process (GO): hormone biosynthetic process; progesterone metabolic process
Molecular function (GO): heme binding; steroid 17-alpha-monooxygenase activity; iron ion binding
Source: RefSeq, a predicted model, not a curated record
CGCUGACAUGACUGAUUCUUAUGUAAGCUGUGGUUUAUUUUUAUGCCCUUCAACACGUAUCAGGCUAUCUAUCUGGUACAUGCGUUGCACUCAGUACCUAUCUUGACCUAAAACAUUUAGAUAYCCUUGAUUUUAGUGCAAACAUCCUAUCAGCGACAUGACACUGAGGAGGCAGCUAUAAAGGAGAGGAGUGAAGUUCUGACCUGCUUUUUGAGCAAACAAAAUGGCAUUAGAGAUAUCACUGAUCAGUGUUGGAGCUGUGUUUUUGCUCGUACUGCUGUUACUGGUGGUGAUUUCUGGUCGGAGGGACACUCGUUCACGGGGAAAGGACAAAGUAGGGGUCGAAUCUGGACUUUUGCAGCAUCUGUGUCAGUUUCUCCAUUGCUCCUCAUCCCCCUCCAUCCCAGGACCCCCCGGCCGCUUCCUCAUCGGCAACAUGAUGGAGCUGGCCCACGACCACAUGCCGAUUCACCUCACCAAUCUGGCGCAGAGAUUUGGAAACAUUUACCGCCUGAAAUGUGGAAACACAACCAUGGUGGUGCUCAGUAGUAGUGAAAUCAUAAGAGAAGCGCUGGUGAAGAAAUGGUCCGACUUUGCAGGAAGACCAGUCUCCUACACAGGUAAUAUUGUCUCUGGGGGAGGGCGCAACAUCUCUUUGGGGGACUACACUGAGGAGUGGAGGGCGCACCGUCGUCUCGUCCACAGUGCCUUGCUGCGAGGCUGCCAGCAGUCUUUGCAUGGCGUGAUCGAGAGGCAGGCUCUGCAUCUGAGAAAGGUUCUGCUGGACUAUCAUAUGAAACCUGUUGAUCUCUCAGAAGACUUCACAGUGGCAGCCAGUAACGUCAUCACCACUUUGGCUUUUGGAAAAGAAUACGAUAAGAAGUCGCCAGAGCUGCAGCAGCUGCACAACUGUCUGAACGAGAUAGUUGGUUUGUGGGGCUCCUCCUGGAUUUCUGCACUAGACUCCUUUCCACUGCUCAGAAAAUUACCAAACCCCRUGUUUGCACGUCUUCUAAAAGAAGUGGCCAGGAGGGAUGAAAUCAUAAAGCACCACCUCGAUGAUUAUAAGUUGCAAGAGAAAAAGAGCGAGCACACCAUCACAGGAUCCCUCCUCCAGGCUCUUGACAAACAUCACAACACAGAGCAUGAAGAGCCCCUGACAGAUGUUCAUGUCCACAUGGCGACUGUGGACCUUCUCAUCGGGGGAACAGAGACCACUGCGGCCUGGCUGAACUGGACCGUGGCCUUCCUGCUGCACAGACCAGAGGUGCAGACCAGAGUGUACGAAGAGCUGUGCACCGUGUUAGAGGAGCGUUAUCCCAAAUACAGCGACAGACACAGACUUCCUGUCCUGUGCUCUCUGAUCAGCGAGGUGCUCAGACUCAGACCCGUCGCCCCUUUGGCCGUCCCACACCGAGCCAUCAGAGACAGCAGCAUUGCAGGUUAUUUCAUCCCGAAGAACACAGUGAUCAUUCCUAAUCUUUUCGGCGCUCAUCAUGAUCCUGCAGUUUGGUCUGAACCGUACAGCUUCAAACCAGAACGUUUUCUGGGAGGAGAAGGUGGAGCAGCUCGUGCUCUGAUGCCUUUUGGAGGGGGAGCUCGGCUCUGCCUGGGGGAGUCUGUGGCCAAAAUGGAGCUCUUUCUGUUCACAGCCUACUUGCUGAGAGAUUUCCAGUUCGUCCUUCCUGAGGGAGAAGCAUCCCCGCCUGACCUGCGAGGGGUGGCCAGUGUGGUGCUCAAGGUCCAGGCUUACAAAGUCGUGGCACGUCCCAGGCCUUUGACUCAGGCUUGAACUGCAGUGGGUGUGGAGCUCAGUUGUUGUUUUUAUGUUUUUUUUUUAUUUUUUUGUGCUUCAUCUUUAUCCUGAAUAAAACAGGACAUGUAACAUAAUUUGUAAUCAUAGAGAAGUCAUCUUAUAAAUGCUUUUUGUGUUUUAUUAUCUGGCUGUUCUCAUUAACAAUGACAGCACCACCUAGUGGGCAAAUACUGAACACCUUUUUAAUACUCAACCACUUGUAAACAUUUUUGGGUGAUGCUGAAUUUUAAAAACAAACAAAAAAUACAAUUUUAUAAGUUUAAGUAUUUUAUUCUUGAACUUAUCAAACAUUAAAGUUUGAUUUUAUGUGGCUCUGCAGCACUGAAACCAGACAGAUCUCAAAGAUCUCUCAUGGAUUGUAAAUCAUCUCCCACCGCCUUUUAUGACAUAUUCUUUAGAUUAAGACYGUCUUAUGUUACAAUUUUGUCUAAGCUUACCAAUUUUUGGUGUUUUAUGAGGUCAGUUGGUGGUCACUUUAAAUUUGAUUGACUUCAAAAAGGUCAUCUCAGUUAAUCAUUAUUUACAGAUAAACAUUUAAUGAAUAUUUUCUGAACGUUUCAUUAAAAUUCAUUCAGUGGUUCAAAGGUUUUCUUGCUAAUCGAAAGGUUUGACUUCAAAAUGGAUAUUGAUUUUAAACAGAUUUUGUUCAAUUUGUCAAUGCUGAAAAUUUAAGGAACAGUUUCAGCUGCUGCCACAUCAAAUUUUAGGUUGAUUACUGCAGAACUGAUUUAAUGUCAAUUUUGUUUUAUGUCUGUGGCCGUCAGCCAUCUUUAACAGGUUGACUCCAAAACUUGUCCUUAAGUAAUCAUCUUAAAAAAUAUCUUAAAUCUAACCAAUAUUGCUAUCAUGGAAUUGCACUGGGUAAUCAAUUUUAGAGUUGCUUCUGGUUGUUGGAGGGAGGGGUGGAGUGUUUUAUGUAUUUUUUAUGUUUUAGUUUAUAUUAUUUUUAUUUUUCAGUUUUUCCCCCUCUCUUAUUUCUAUUUUACUGUUGGAUGCUGUUUUGUUUUUACUGUUUGAUGGGACUACAUAUGUGAACUAGCCUUGGGCCAAAUCUGGUGCAAUGCAUGAAAUUAUGUUUUAAUUGCACACUGUCCCGAAUAAAUAAAAUCAUUCUUUCAUUCAA